UGUGUGCGUGCGAGCGCGCGCGGCAUCGCCCAUCUGCAGCAUGGACACAGAGCUGUAAAAUGGCACGAUUAGGAACCAAACGGCGGAAAAGUCGGGGUUUAUCGAGUCUUAAAACGCGAUGCGCGUCUUUAAAAUGAGCCGAAGGGGAUGCAAUCAGAGACUCCACCUGGCUCUAUUAGAGCUCAUGCUUGAUCAUCUGUAAACGAUGGACGCAUAAAAAGGUUGAUGACAGCAUCCCGUUUGCUUGUCGUCCUCGUCUGGGUGGAUGAUCAGGAUCACUGCAGCACCGACAAGCGCAGAGGAACAGCCACUUGGAAGAUCCUACAAAUGAUCCCGUUGUGUGUUCCCAGGGUGUUUCGAGGCAAUCGUGGAUCCUCUUCUGAGAUGUGAGAAGGUCAAAGACUUACGUGCACUCUUCCCCUACCUGUCGUUCAUAUAUUCUUCACAUCAUGACGGUUGCUACAAGUGACCACAUAGAUGAAGCUGCGGCUCAUCCAGGCCAACCUCAGGACACGUACGACCCAGAACCAGACCACGAGUCCUGUGAGCGAGUGGUCAUUAACAUCUCAGGUCUGCGAUUUGAGACACAGCUUAAGACACUGUCUCAGUUCCCUGAUACUUUACUUGGGGACCCCAAAAAGAGGAUGCGCUAUUUUGAUCCGCUAAGGAAUGAGUACUUUUUUGACCGGAACCGACCCAGCUUCGACGCUAUCCUUUAUUAUUAUCAGUCUGGCGGACGGCUACGGCGGCCAGUGAACGUCACUUUGGAUAUCUUCUCUGAGGAGAUCCGCUUCUACGAGCUUGGAGAGGAAGCCAUCGAGAUUUUCAGAGAGGAUGAAGGCUUCAUCAAAGAGGAAGAGAAGCUGCUGCCGGAGAACGAGUUUCAAAGGCAGGUGUGGUUGUUGUUCGAGUAUCCUGAAAGCUCUGGUCCAGCCCGGAUUAUUGCCAUUAUAUCGGUUAUGGUCAUCUUGAUUUCAAUUGUCAGCUUCUGCCUAGAGACCCUACCUAUUUUUCGCAAUGAGGACAUGGAAAAGCACAAAUCCUACAACAGCGACUCCAACUCCACAACAACCUAUACCUCCACCUACUUCACUGACCCCUUUUUCAUCUUGGAGACACUCUGCAUCAUCUGGUUCUCCUUCGAGUUCCUCGUCCGUUUCUUUGCCUGUCCGAGUAAGGCAGGCUUUUUUGUGAACAUCAUGAACAUCAUUGACAUUGUUGCUAUCAUUCCAUAUUUCAUCACACUGGGGACCGAACUGGCCGAAAGUCCAGAAGAUGGUCAACAGGGUCAACAGGCCAUGAGUUUAGCAAUUCUUAGAGUGAUACGAUUGGUGCGGGUCUUCAGGAUCUUCAAGCUCUCACGUCACUCCAAAGGUCUUCAGAUUCUAGGUCAGACUCUCAAGGCAAGCAUGCGAGAACUGGGGCUUCUUAUCUUCUUCCUUUUCAUCGGAGUAAUCCUCUUUUCCAGUGCCGUGUACUUUGCCGAAGCAGACGAGCCAGACUCGCAGUUCGUCAGCAUUCCUGAUGCUUUCUGGUGGGCAGUAGUAUCUAUGACCACUGUAGGAUAUGGAGACAUGGUUCCGACCACCAUCGGGGGUAAAAUUGUUGGUUCGCUGUGUGCUAUCGCCGGUGUCCUGACCAUCGCUCUUCCAGUCCCUGUCAUCGUGUCCAAUUUUAACUACUUCUACCACAGAGAGACAGAAGGAGAGGAGCAAGCACAAUACCUCAAUGUGACCAGCGUCCCUAAGAUUGACUCUACAGAAGACCUGAAAAAGAGCCGAAGCGUCUCCAGCAUGAGCAAAUCCGACUACAUGGAGAUCCAGGAGGCUGUCAACAACAGCAACGAGGAUUUCCCUGAGGAGAAUCUCAAAACGGGCAAUUGCACACUUACUAACACCAACUAUGUCAACAUCACCAAGAUGCUCACCGACGUAUAGCUGGAUAUCUCUUGCUAGCAAAGGACACAUCGGAGACCGAAUAAGAGGUUUGUUCAUGUUACUAUGGCUUCAGGAUGCUGACGAUCAAAGAAAUUGCACUUAAGGUGGCUGAUGAUCAACAGAUCUUUUGGAGAGUUGAAUGUGAAAAAAAAAAAAAAACAUUUCCAGUUUUACUGGAUAUAAGAGGAAUCUAUGCCUGCUAACCACGCCCAUCACCAGAACCUUAACUGUUCACCAACUUCAGCAGGAAUACCCAUCACUUAUUUAGACCAUUCCAUCAUCUCUGCUUGUAGCCAAAAUCGUAGCCAAAAUCACUAGAAAUGCUAGCUGAGGUAGCAUAGGGGACCAUUGCUAAACUGCCAACAAGAAGAGGACCUUCCUGUUCAUGGAAAAACAAACAAAGUGGAGAACACACUAAAAGCAUACUGCCAGCCACUGCAGCAUUCCACAUGUAAUGUAUGUAAUGUAACAUUCCUCUCCGCCAGCCGCGAAAUAAUAAACGUGUACAGUCGGUUAAAAAAAAUCAAGGCAAAAUACCAAGAGCUGGGAUUAUUUCAUCAUCUAUCAAACACUACCCUUGUCAUAUUUAAAAUCUCACAGUAACACCGUAACAAUUGCCACAAUAACGCUAUUAAUAAACAUUAGCUAAGGGAUUACUGUUUAAUAAGACUUGAGGAAAUAAAUCCAAGUGGCACAACUCUGACUUUUUUUACCUGACUGUAUGCGUGUGGUAACGGACUAAACGUGUCUGAUUGCAAUAUAUUUCUUUACGCCAUUGUUGUUUAUUAUUUAUGCACUUUACUUUGUAUUUCAAGAAAAUAAUGAGGUUUUUUUAUUAUUAUUAUUUUUAUUUUCUCUUUCACGUUCACACUUUCUCUAGCAGGGUUUGUAGCUUGGAUAGUUUGGAUGUAAAUGGAAUAAUAUUCAGUGGGGUCAUGGUUUGGGUAACAGACAACCAAAGUGAAGUGUGUGUGUGUGUGUGUGUGUG
Messenger RNA from Silurus meridionalis, 2925 nucleotides. RefSeq names its product potassium voltage-gated channel, shaker-related subfamily, member 2b (gene kcna2b). The transcript has 3 exons. Gene Ontology annotation, biological process: potassium ion transmembrane transport; protein homooligomerization. Lineage: Eukaryota; Metazoa; Chordata; Actinopteri; Siluriformes; Siluridae. The record is from RefSeq and is a predicted model, not a curated record. Gene Ontology annotation, molecular function: protein binding; delayed rectifier potassium channel activity. Bases 450 to 1937 code for a protein of 495 amino acids. Gene Ontology annotation, cellular component: axon terminus; voltage-gated potassium channel complex; dendrite.